Molecule: messenger RNA, 1859 nt
Organism: Aedes albopictus (Asian tiger mosquito)
Lineage: Eukaryota; Metazoa; Arthropoda; Insecta; Diptera; Culicidae
Exons: 2
Coding region: 164-1717 (517 amino acids)
Biological process (GO): regulation of transcription by RNA polymerase II
Cellular component (GO): nucleus
Molecular function (GO): zinc ion binding; RNA polymerase II transcription regulatory region sequence-specific DNA binding; DNA-binding transcription factor activity, RNA polymerase II-specific
Source: RefSeq, a predicted model, not a curated record
GUGUCAGGUAAAAUUUCACCCUCCAAUCGAGGGGUGGUUUUAUUUGUUUACAUUUAGCGAAAGACCUGUGAAAGUUCCAUCAGUCUCGUUUGUUCACAUCACAGUGAUACUGCUGAAUAAUCGAAAGUGAAAUCAGUGAAAUUGGAACAUUUUGGCGUGAAAAAUGGACGCGUAUUGCCGCACUUGCUAUCGUACCAAUGCGGACCGGAAGUUUGAUGUCGGUACCGUGUCACAGGUAACCGACGUGCGCGUAGGAUAUAUGCUGAGCUACUGCCUGCAGAUAGAGGUAUCCCCUUACGACAUGCUGCCACAGACCAUAUGCGAGGCUUGUCUGUGUACCCUAAACUCUAUGUAUCGAUUUCGCAAACAUUGCGACUACUCGGACGCCGAAUUGAAGAAGAUGCUCAAAUAUGCCCCACCGGAACAUUUCGCAGUUGCAAACAUAGAGCCUGAUCCAAAUCUUAAGGAUCCCUUGCUAACUGAACAAAAUAACCAAGCCGAUAGCUCUGAUACAGAAUCACAGGUUUCCCUACCUGCAGCCGAAGUGGAUGAAGCCUUACCGGAGGAACCCAACGAGGAGCAGGAUAUUCUUCCACCGGAAGAGGCUACCAUAGAUAAACCGGAUGAACACGAGCUUGGCGAGGAGAAACUUGUUGUGGUUGAAAGGUACCUUUCGAGGGUAUUCGAAUGUGAGCAGUGCGACUACAAGGCCUCGUUCAAAGCCAACCUUUUUCGACAUCAUGAAAGUAAGAAACACACUGGCAUGCGGAUCUCCGGUCUUAACGAUAUGGCCCCUCAAAAGACCAUCAGAAAGCUUCACUGCUGCGGGGAAUGUGGUUUCCAGACGUUUGUGACCGCUAACUUUACGCAACAUCAGCAGAUCUGGAAGCACACGACCAGCAGUUCGAGGGAUGUUGAAGUGGACAAGGUUUUGGAGAAGUUCCCCACUUGUCCGCAUUGUGGCGUACAGCGGGCUAAUCUCGAGAGACACAUAGCAAAGUGGUGCCGAGGCAAGCGCGUAAAGAAACAAAAGAAACCUCCUCCACCUCCCAAGCGCCGUAGGAAACCUGCACUCAAGAACAUCACGUCGAUCGGUGUAGAUCAGAGUGUCGACAUUAAACCUGUAAUCGAACAACCUUUGCCAACGGUCACUGCACAAGAUACCCAAUUAUCGGAGGAACUGCUGAAAGAGCUUGCCGAAAAACCCGUUGUGGUAGAAAAGUACCUCUCCAAGGUAUUUGAAUGCGAGCAGUGCGACUACAGAUCUUCUUUCAAGGGUAACGUAAUGCGACAUCAUCAGCACAGGCAACACACUGGCUUCAGGGUUACCAUUCCCAGUGAUAAGGCGCCUCGUAAGGCCAUCAAGAAGCUGCAGUGCUGCGCGGAGUGCAGCUUCCAAACGUUUGUGCGCAUCAAUUUGACUCGACACCAGCGGAUGUGGAAACAUACAGCCUUCACCACGAAGGACGUCGAAGUGAACCGGAUCCUGGAGAAGUUCCCCACCUGUCCCCAUUGCGGCGUGCAGCGGGCCAAUCUUGAGCUGCACAUGGCCAAAUGGUGUCGAGUGCUGCGUGGACGGAAACGAAAGUACCCUCGUCGUGCUCCCAAGCCCGUCAAAGAAUCGUCGCAAUCGUUUGAGUCGGAUGAUGAUGAUCAGCAGCAGGAGCAAAUCGAACUGAAGUUUGAAGUCGACAAUAGCGAAGAAAUUAUCAACUAAUCCUUUUGCGGAUUCAGUAUAUACCUAGGUCGUUAUGAUUUAGUUUGUAUUCAUUGAAGCUAAACUGAGGAAGGUAAAUUUCCUCAUCAUCUUUUUUGAUUUGUAUGAUAUUAAAUCCAAUAAAAUUAAACAAAAACUAUAA